GCGGCGCGGGAGGCGACCAUGCGCGGCGCGGGGGCGAUCCUGCGGCCGGCGGCGCGUGGUGCCCGGGACCUGAACCCGCGGCGGGACAUCUCCUCCUGGCUGGCCCAGUGGUUCCCUAGAACCCCAGCCAGGUCCGUGGUGGCCCUGAAGACCCCCAUCAAGGUGGAGCUGGUGGCAGGGAAAACCUACAGGUGGUGUGUGUGUGGCCGCAGCAAGAAGCAGCCCUUCUGUGACGGCUCCCACUUCUUCCAACGCACUGGCCUAUCUCCACUCAAGUUCAAGGCCCAAGAGACCCGCAUGGUGGCACUCUGUACCUGCAAGGCCACUCAGAGGCCCCCGUACUGCGAUGGCACCCACAGGAGUGAGCGCGUGCAGAAGGCAGAAGUGGGCUCCCCACUCUGAGGGGGCUGCUGCUGUCCAGCCACAGGUGGCCUUGGCUCCAGGCCUCUGACAGGCACCCCCUUCUGUGGGAAAGGAAACAGGUGCUGAGCCCAAGAGACUCUGGUACCCACUGCUGGCUCAUGAAGGAAGAAUUAUUCCUUAUAACCUAAAAGUCUCCAGUCUGGGGCAGGCGGGAGUGGGCCCUGGUUCAAUGUUUGCUGAUGGGGAAGAUGGCAAAAACAAGCCUGCCCAACCAGACUGGUAGUCCUGCAGUCACUGCUAUGAGGCCCACGUGCUGCCUCCUGCUCCAGAUUUUAACCUCUCUGUGGGCUGGGGGCACCUGACCAGCCACAGGAGAGGGCAGUUCAGAUUCAUUCUGUAUGGGGUCCCCAAGCCAGGCUAAACCCAGAGAUGAGAGGCACCCUUCCCUUCUUCCCUCCACCCCAAAGAACUACAGGCUCCAGAAAGUAUGCAGCAUUUAUUACAAAGCCAAGAGAUACAGAUGUCCCAGGGCAAAGGAGGGUACAGUCACAGGACCUCAGACACAGGACAAGGUGCAAACACAGACAAGCCCAUCAGGGGGCUCCCAACCCCACACACCUACGCUAUGAUGGAAUCUCGAGUCUCGACUCCCGACUCCUCUCAGAUCUAUGCACACUUGAGGAAAUCUCGGUGGGCAGCGACCUGCCAGGGUCUGUCCCUAAGGAGGUGGUCCGCUGACCUCUCAAGGGGUGGGGGUGGGGUCAGAGCUUACAGGUUUCUGUCUUCUUGUGCUUUUAGAUGCAGUUGCUCUGUCCUGACCAGGUGACCGGGCCUCAGCUGGGGGUGGAGGGGCAAUUGGAAGGCUGUUUGCCUCUGGCAAAGUCUGGGAUCUGUGCUUGUGUGAGGUUAACCCACCCCCACUUCCACUCUAGGCCCCAGGUGAGACUCCACCACCAGUCCUGCUAGUGAGGGUUCCCCGGUGAGGGUAAGGUUGGUGGGGGUGCAGCGCUUCACAAUGCUAAAGCCUUAGCCCUCCUCCAAGAGCUGAGACCUCUCAGGGCCUGAAUCUUCUUUUCCACAAGAUAAAUGAUGCAAAGGCCACACACACAGGAAAAAAAAAAAAAGAGGCAGAACUAUCUAUUCUUUGCACAAAGUUUCCACUGCAAGAGGAGGAGGUGAUGCAGGUGCCACCUCCACCCUGCACUUGCUCCUCAGAACCAGGGAUAAACUGCAUUUGUAAAAGGCACUGUUCUUAGCAAUUUCUGGACAUUCAACAACGUGGGGGGCGGCCACUGGUCAGAGGCAGGACAGCAGCCAAGAUGGGGAGAGAAACGGGGAGAGAAAGAAACGAUUCUAACUGACUCCUAUAUGCAGCCAGUUGGAAUCAUGCCUAAAGCUUUGGGUCUGAAGGGGCCCCCAACACACCACCUGCCUUGGGAAACAGCGAGGAUGGUGCAGAGCUUUAUUGAGACUCCAGUGGCCCAUCCAGUUCAUCUCCAGGCACCCCCAAAAACAGCAAAUUACACAAGACCCCCCCCAAAAAAAAUGAACACCAUUUUCCACACAUACACACACACAUAAAGUUUGUUUCCUGUGGCAUUUAAAUUAAUCUGGUUGGUCCAUAGAAAAUAAGUAUGUAUAUUUGGUUUUUCCUAUGUACAUAUAUAUAUAUAUUUAUUUAUAAAACCCGCCCCCCACCCCCAAGGUGGGAAGAGCUGGGGAAAGUAGAAGAGGUGGAAAAAAGGGCCCAGAAAAAGUGGAAGGAGUGGAGAGGCUUGGCUGGAAGAAGGGAGAGGGUCCCUGGCCUCAAGUUAAGGGGGGCACGGGAGCGCCGUUGACAGUCAUCUUGCGCCCCCUGCUGGUGGAGGAUGGUGUCUGCAGGCAGUUCAAGCUACCCCCGUUGGCAGCUGUGGUGGCCCCACUGGCUGUCGAAGGGGGAGUGGGGGAGGUAGGGUGGGUGGCUGGAGGCCCAUGGGAACUGGGAGAGCCAUGGGAUGGGGUGGCUGGGCUGGGCAGGGAGGAGGAGGUGGCUGGCAGGGUGGCAGGGCUGGGAGCCUUGUCGCUGACUGACUCACACUCGGACGCCCCGCUGGUGUUGGUGCCCUCGGAGGGGGUGGGCACCGUGGCUAGGGUGAGCCGCUUGCAGGCUGGCUGGACACGGUACUUGAGGGGGAGAGGCCCGUUCUGCG
Molecule: messenger RNA, 2552 nt
Organism: Homo sapiens (human)
Lineage: Eukaryota; Metazoa; Chordata; Mammalia; Primates; Hominidae
Gene: CISD3
Product: CDGSH iron sulfur domain 3
Exons: 4
Coding region: 19-402 (127 amino acids)
Cellular component (GO): mitochondrion; cytoplasm
Molecular function (GO): 2 iron, 2 sulfur cluster binding
Source: RefSeq, marked validated